GCUGAAGAGUCGUCCGCGCUCCAGCUGUCCGCAGACGCUGAAAUUGCAUGCGGGAGACGAUCCUCCGCUGCUGUUUCCCUUAAAAUCGUUCAUUUACGCGGUGGGUGGUGGAAAACCACUACUUCCGGUGUAUGGUGUAAAACACAGUGGCCUCGGAUGAUUCCACACGCGCGUUUCUCUGUUGUCGGUUGUAUGUGGGGGUGAGUGUGGGCGUGAUGGGGCGGGGGCAGAGCUCGCCCAUGGAGCUCGGCUAGAGGCGUGCGCCCCUGCCCGGCUGCCCGGCCCCCCCUCUGCCGCCCUCACCCCGGCCCACGCAUGGAGCCGGACCACCGGGACCACCGAUGCCACAGGCCCAGCGCCUUUGACAAAAUGGAGGGGCUGGUGCGAGAGAUGCAGGACACGGAGCACGGGGGCGUUCCUGUCAGAAGCCAGAAAUUAUUCCUAACAUCAAUUCCUGCCGCCUUUAUGGGGUACGACCUGAUAGAAUGGUUAAUGGAGCGUCUUGGAAUUGAAGAAUCCGAGGCGCUCAAUAUAGCCAAUCAACUGUGUCAGUACGGCUACUUUUUUCCAAUAAGCGACUCAAAAAACUUGGUGGUCAAAGACGACAGUUCCUUGUAUAGAUUCCAGUCUCCCUACUAUUGGCCUUGGCAGAACAGGCCUCCCGACAACGUAGAAUACGCGAUUUAUUUGGCCAAGAGGACCCUCAGGAAUAAACAGAGACACGGACUGGAGGAUUACGAGCUCGAGGCUUUGAGUAACUUGAAGAAAAAUUUGGCCAACAAAUGGGAUUUCAUCACAAUGCAAGCCGAGGAGCAGGUAAAAUUGUCAAAGGUGCUAAAGAAGGCUGACAAACUGAUCAGCGACUCCCAGGAGAGGGCGUACUGGCGGGUCCACCGGCCGCCACCGGGAAUGGUGAGUUCUAUGGAGCCGUGCCCGGUGCCCACGCGGAGCUGGAAUGGGUGUAGGACAAGGAAAAAGACUAUAGAAGACCACAGGAGAGAGGUUGAACUUCUGAAAAAUAGCCUCUCCAGAACUAGGGUGAAAGUUUCCCAGGCACUGGAAAGCAUGGUGCAACAUGUAGAGAUUUACAUGGAAUACGACCCUUUAAUAACACCAACCCAACCCUCUAAUCCCUGGGUCAGCGAAGACCUGACCUACUGGCAGCUCAACAGUCCCCUGUAA
Messenger RNA from Anoplophora glabripennis (Asian longhorned beetle), 1182 nucleotides. Its product is annotated as regulator of G-protein signaling 6. Gene Ontology annotation, biological process: G protein-coupled receptor signaling pathway; regulation of G protein-coupled receptor signaling pathway; intracellular signal transduction. The record is from RefSeq and is a predicted model, not a curated record. The coding region runs from base 316 to 1182 and encodes 288 amino acids. The transcript is spliced from 8 exons. Lineage: Eukaryota; Metazoa; Arthropoda; Insecta; Coleoptera; Cerambycidae.